AUGGAAAUUGGGCUUCCAAAACGCAUAGCUGAAGCAGAGGCUGAGCAUCAUGUUGAUAAGAUUAACAACACUUGUAGGUUGACAGUUCUGGGGCUACUGAAGAAGCAACUUGAGGAUGAGUACUAUGAAGUUUUGAGAGACCCUGUAUUUGGUCCGAUUUUGGCUAUUAAUGAGCAUGAACUCGGAUACUCAGAGAAGGUUAUUCACAGCUUCAUCUGCAAAAUGCUAGACAUUUCAAAGCGUCACGAGUUAUGGUUUAGCUUUGCUAGGAAGCCUCUUCGGUUUUCUAUGCAAGAGUUCUACGCUGUGACAGGUCUUAAAUGUGAAGAAGACAAAGACACUGAUUUAGAGGCUUAG
Messenger RNA from Brassica oleracea var. oleracea, 357 nucleotides. RefSeq lists its product as uncharacterized. The record is from RefSeq and is a predicted model, not a curated record. The coding region runs from base 1 to 357 and encodes 118 amino acids. The transcript has a single exon. Lineage: Eukaryota; Viridiplantae; Streptophyta; Magnoliopsida; Brassicales; Brassicaceae.